Messenger RNA from Scedosporium apiospermum, 1182 nucleotides. Its product is annotated as putative Oxidoreductase. The coding region runs from base 1 to 1182 and encodes 393 amino acids. The transcript has 3 exons. NCBI's taxonomy places the organism in Eukaryota, Fungi, Ascomycota, Sordariomycetes, Microascales, Microascaceae. The record is from RefSeq and is a predicted model, not a curated record. Gene Ontology annotation, molecular function: nucleotide binding.
AUGACAGAGCCUUCGCCAGUCCGUGUAGCCAUAAUCGGCCUUUCGGCUUCCGCCGUGACCUCAUGGGCAGCCGACGCCCACCUCCCAGGUCUUCAAACCAAGACCGGCCUGGGGAAAUAUCGCAUCGUGGCCCUAUGCAACAGCAGCGUUGCGGCCGCCGAGGCGAGUAUAAAAGCUUAUGGUCUUCCUUCAGACACAAAAGCCUACGGUAGUCCAGAAGAUCUGGCGGCCGAUCCAGACAUUGACUUUGUCAUCUGCAACACACGCGUCGACAAGCACUACGAGACGACUCUACCCAGCAUCAAGGCCGGAAAAGAUGUUUACAUUGAAUGGCCUAUCUCCUCUAACAAAGCUGAGAUUGACAGCCUUGUAAAGGCAGCAGAAGAAAGCGGGUCAAGGGCAUUAGUCGGGUUGCAGGGUCGAUGGACGCCUGUGGUUCUGAAGAUCAAGGAGAUUCUAGAUAGUGGCGCUGUUGGGAGGUUACUGAGCAGCGAGGUCCGAGCCUAUGGAGGCUCUAAGGACAGAGAGAUACUCCCCGUUGGGCUGAAGUACUUUGCCGAGCGACGUGCCGGCGGGAACCCCAUCACCAUUGGGUUCGGUCAUGUUGUCGACUUUAUUCAGUCUGUCGUGGGCGAGCUCGAUCCGGCCAGCACCCACACCCACUUCCAGCUUCAGCGACCCCAAGUCAAGAUCCGGGAUCCCAAGACUAACGAGGCCAUCGAGACGAUCACUUCAGACGUCCCGGAUCUUCUCUCGUUGCAUGGAUUCGUCUCCUCGGCAAGAACCCACCACCAACCGGCCACUCUGACCUUCCACUUCCGCCGCGGCCAACCAUUCCCUGGCACUCCGUCGCUGACAUGGACAUUGAACGGCACCGGCGGCGAGAUCCGCGUCGUCGCUCCUGCGGGCAUCUCCCUGCAGGCCGAUGCCUACCAAGAGCCUGUGACCAUCCAAGUGCAUCAUUACGACACCGACAGCAUCGAGGAGGUGGAAUGGCAAUGGAACGAGGAUCAGCAAGAGGUCCCCAUACGAGCUAGAUCCGUCCAGGCUGUGCUCUACGCCUACGCGGAUUGGAAGAGGGGAGUGAAAGAGCUUGGGACAGAACCGGCGUGGGUCGAAAUUAAGGAUGCGGCCCGUCGGGCUGAACAAAUCGGAAGUUGGCUAGAUGGCUUCCAAGUGUGA